Danio aesculapii is the source of this 3049-nucleotide messenger RNA. It is a transcript of the gene dnttip2, whose product is annotated as deoxynucleotidyltransferase, terminal, interacting protein 2. The record is from RefSeq and is a predicted model, not a curated record. The transcript is spliced from 7 exons. Lineage: Eukaryota; Metazoa; Chordata; Actinopteri; Cypriniformes; Danionidae. The coding region runs from base 21 to 2786 and encodes 921 amino acids. Gene Ontology annotation, cellular component: nucleolus. Gene Ontology annotation, biological process: RNA processing. Gene Ontology annotation, molecular function: RNA binding.
UCGAAAGCCACAGUGGCAAGAUGGUGGCCACCAGAAGAGGAACACGCGCGGGCUCCCCGGUGAAAAACACCAGCGAUGAAAACUCUGGAAACACUACGCAGUCUACUCCUUCGACCAGAAGAACUCGACGCAAGACGCUGACGGAGGAAAAUCAGUCCCAGUCUGAUUCCCAGCCAGAUGAGCCGAAGGAUGACAGUACUGCCUCUUCCCUAGCAAGUCCACCUAAGAAAGACACUAGAAGAUCCACACGUCUCACUGUUAACAAAAAGCACCCAGACUCUACUCAUGAAGCGGAUGUUUCUGAAUCAGAAUCCUGCUGCUCCGUAGCUUCCGGUGUACAGCCCACACCUAGAACCCGCCGGAGAACUGCAGUCAGAGAGAAGCGCACCAUUGAAGAGGCGUCUGAAGCUGAAUCCUGCUCGUCAGCAGCGUCAGCGACCCAUUCCCGCACUGCCCCACGAAGCCUCAGAAAACGAGUUUUGACUUCAGCAUCUGCAAAAGAUGCAGAUGCCUCCGGGGCUGAGUCUUGCAGUUCUGCCGUGUCACUCACCAAAGGUACGGACACUCAACGGAUGACAAGGAGCCAUCAAAAAACUGCUGUUCCCAUUAGAGAAGCAGAUCAGUCUGAACCAGAAUCAUGCUCCUCCAGUGUUUCUGGCCUUCGUGGAUCUGUGGUGCGCAGAUCUACACGAAACCAGAAGGUGACAGUGACCGAGCCGAUCCCUAUGAACUUGGAAGAAACCACAGAUGCCCCUUCUUCUCCAGUGUCCAGGAAGCCAAGAGGGCGUAGGCGAAAAACAGGAGUUAAUGAUGAUGAGUCUGAUGGAUGCAAGUCUGGUCCCAGCAUGAGUCCCUGGAGAUCCCUUAGGCGCCAGCCAAAAGGUGACACCAUAGUUGGCGAAUCUGAUUCCGAAUCGGUAGCUACUGACAUCUGCACCUCUCAUGGGAGCCCGAGCCCUCAAAGAGGAAGAGGAACACCUUGUAGUAGCCGAACUGGGUCUGCAAGCAGUAAUCGUGCUGUUCCUGUAAGCAGGACGAGAAGUAAAGCUAAAGUGUUUACUGCUGCCAUGUCUGAGGAACAAAAUGAAGAUGAGCAACUUGAAACUCAUCAUGAAGGUAUUCAAGCACCUGAAGAACAACUGGAUCAAACCAUGACCAUGGAAACCGUUGAAGCUCAAAAGUGCACCAUUAAUGAGGAGGGAGCUGAAGAUACUACUAUAGUUCAGGAUGAGCCUGUUGAGAUGCUGAAAGUUCAAAGCAAUUCGCAAGAAGUUGGGGAUCAUGGAACUGAAACAAAAGAAUCAGGAACUGAAACUUCAUUAAAAGAAGCAGGGUUUGCGGAAACACAUUCAGAGUCUAUGGUAGAAGUCCCAGAGAAGGUUGAGAAAGCCUUUGACAAUCAAACAUGUGCUGUGCCUGAAAAAACUGAAUCCAACCAAAAAGAUACAGCCAUGGUUAAGGAGAUGGCUGAAGUUCAAACAUGUUCUGAACCUGCAAAAGAGGAAACCACUCAAGAAGCUUCAGUCAAGGUUGAAGAGAAUGCAGAGGUUCAAACAUCAUCAGAGUCCUCAAAAGAGGAAACCAUCCAAACAAAUGUAGUCCUGAUUGAGGAGGUUGCUGAGGAUCAAUCAUCACCUGAACCAGCGGAAGAGGUAAAAGCCACUCAAGAAGAUCCAGAACCAGCUCUGAUUGAGAAGAAGAAAGGUGUAACUGUUACAGAGGAAUCAAAUGAAUUGAUUAAAACAACUGAUGAUGACUCUGAUGCUGGCCCUUCUACAAGCUCACAUACUCGAGUAGAUUUGAGCACCGCACAAGAAUCAUCUAAGGAGCGUUCUGCUCAAAAGGAAAUGAUCAGUUUACUGGACAGCAGUGAGGAUGAGGAUAGUGGUGACGAAGGUCUGUCUGCAGAAGAAGAGGGUGGUUCACAGGAAGAUGAAGAUGAUUUAAUUUGUCCUGAUAAUGAACCGAUGCCAGAAGAAGCAGAGGCUCAUGGUAAUGGACUGUUUGUCAUAGACACUAGACCUGGGCUACGACCUGAAGACCAGUACUAUGUGGAUGCCAAGCAAACUGAGGAAGAGGAUGAAGAGGAGGACUAUGUUGAUGAGGAAGGAGAUGAUGAGGAUGAUGAAGAUUCAAAGGUUCUUUUUGCUCCCAAAAAGCCUCUGAUGCAACUCUCUACUUCCAUUGACACAGGUUUGAAAUUGAAGGAGCUUGGUGGUCUGUACGUCAGUUUUGAUGGCAACAAACCAAAGACUCUUUCCAGGGUUUUGAAGGCCCAGAAGGACGUGGAUGGUCAGGAUGAGGUAUUGUUAAAGAAGAGUGUUAUCGUUCCGGGUUUUGAGAAGAAAGAUGCUGUGCCACCAUGCAAGGAAUCAAAGCACGCAGCUAAACUCAAACGCAAGGCCGAAAGAGAAAAGACGACUGGCGAUGGCUGGUUCAACAUGAGAGCUCCUGAAUUAACAGAGGAGCUGAAAAAUGACCUGAAGGCACUGAAGAUGCGUGCAGCCAUGGACCCCAAGCGCUUCUACAAGAAGAACGAUAGAGAAGGUUUUCCAAAGUACUUUCAGAUUGGUACAGUGGUUGACAGCCCUGUGGACUUUUAUAAUUCACGAAUGCCUAAGAAACAAAGGAAACGUACCAUUGUUGAGGAGCUUCUUGCUGAUGCUGAGUUUAGAAGCUCAAAUAAAAGGAGAUAUCAAGAGAUCAUGGCAGAAAAAGCAGCACAGGCCGCUGGCAAGCAGCACAGAAAGAAGCACACCAAGUUCUCUAAGAAAACAAAUAAAUAAUUUCAGGCAAAUCAGAUUUUUUUUCCCCUCUUUGUUUUUUUUUUUUUUUAAUUUUCAAAAAUAACAGAAAUUGUCAAGCCUUUGUAAAUAAAAGGCCAGUAUAUUUUGUUUCAGUAAAUUUCUGAAGGCUAUUUUGGUUAUAAUGUGCAACUUGUACAGAGAAUUAAAAAAGAUUUUAUACUUUUUAAAGCUUGAUUUUCACUUGGGAUUACAUCAAGAACAUCUGUCUGGGUGUGGAUUCACAAUAAAUCUUCCAAUACUAA